AAAAGAGCACCGACACCGUAUACCAUGUCCGGGUACUUGUCCACGAAUUGUUUUAUCCAUCCACGUGCCAACUGGUUCAAGCCCGAACAUUGGGCUCGUAUUCAGCACUACCACGUCUUUGGACAGAUGUACCUCCUCGGACAGGGAAUGAACGGUCUCUUCAGAAAUCGGUUCGACGUUUGUCUACCAACUACUAUGACUCUUACUCUGCGCUACACAGACUGGUGGGACUGGGAGACAAACGCACCUAUAUAUCCCAUCAGGCAGGACCGUUUCUUCCCUCUUCGUUAUAUGUGGCUGCCUCCCACCGUGCAGAGAAUGACCGUAGAGUUUGAGAACAUUGAGUCCAAGAUCAAAGAGCUAGACGCAGUGGUCAACGAGAUGUUCUCCCGACACUACCACUGGGUGUGGAGAAGGCGCGAUGGGAAGAAUUUGAAGGUGUGUGGGCGGGGAGUAGAGGGCGAUGGUGUGGAGACGUGGAGAUGGAACGGGCCAACGACUUUUGGGUACCGCAGUCAAAAGUUCCCCCAUCAUGGAGAUGGACCCACGAUGGGGUAUGUGGUCAAGGUCGUCACUUGGGAAGUUGUCGACGAGGAGUGAUAGUACUGAAGAGGGAAAUUGUGUCAAGUCAAGUGGAAACACUAUCAGCGCCA
Paraphaeosphaeria sporulosa is the source of this 653-nucleotide messenger RNA. RefSeq lists its product as uncharacterized. Lineage: Eukaryota; Fungi; Ascomycota; Dothideomycetes; Pleosporales; Didymosphaeriaceae. The transcript has 2 exons. The record is from RefSeq and is a predicted model, not a curated record. Bases 25 to 600 code for a protein of 191 amino acids.